Brassica napus (rape) is the source of this 2462-nucleotide messenger RNA. RefSeq names its product UDP-glycosyltransferase 76E1-like. The coding region runs from base 889 to 2313 and encodes 474 amino acids. Lineage: Eukaryota; Viridiplantae; Streptophyta; Magnoliopsida; Brassicales; Brassicaceae. The record is from RefSeq and is a predicted model, not a curated record. Gene Ontology annotation, molecular function: UDP-glycosyltransferase activity. The transcript is spliced from 2 exons.
AUAAACCGAUAUCGUUCUUGUCUAAUUAGAACGGUUAGCUUUGUUCUUGUUUGAUAAAGUUUGAAGCUUUGAUCUUCACCCAUGAACAGAUUGCUCUUUUUCCGAGGAAGAAAGAUUCAUGAUCAUCAUUGGUGACAUCUGGGACUUCUCGCUUGAUGUGAAUUUCAGCUUAGCUUAUUAGGUGAAAUGUGGAGAAGUUGCAGAUGCUAAGAAGGUGUUCGAUGAAAUGCCUAAGAGAGACAUUACUGGUUAUUACCAGGACUCUUUUGGUAUCUUUAUAUCUCGCUUGUUAAUAUGUAUUCGAAUUUCGGUAAGGUAGAGAAUAUGAUGAAGGUGUUCACGAUUUGGUUGUGUUCAAUGCUAUGAUCUCUGGUAAUGUGAGGUGAUGUUUUUGGAUGGUCACUUUUAAACAGAUGUUAACUCAUGGCUUUGAAGAGAUUAGAGCUUUAUGCUUGUAUGGUGGAUCUUUUGGGCCGAGCAGGAAAGCUUGUUGAAGCCUAUGAUAUGAUCAAGACUAAUGCUAAUGCAGCUAGAUUUUUUUUGUGUGGGGCCCUUCGUUAGGUGCGUGUAGGAAUGAAUCAUGGGAGCAUUACUCUUGCAAGGGUUGCAGCAGAGCAGUUAGCAGAGCUCGAACCAGAGAACUCAGGGAAUGGUGAUUGCUUCUGUUCAGUUUGUACACCAAUGAUGGUAGUUGGGAAAGUUUGUUGGCUAUUAUUUUCGUAUAUAGACUUGUAUUAAAAAGACAAAGUAAACCUUUAACUGAAAGUCCAGCCACGGCCACGUGUUUGUGCAAUGUGCUGGUCCUGGUCCUGGUUAUGAAUUUAAAGCCUUCGACUUCUUUCUAGUUAUGAAUAAAGAAAUAAAAUCUUCAGACCAGAGGAACAGCGAAUGUCUCUCGACCUACAUAUCAGAUUCAGACCAGAUCAAGGUGAAAGAAUGGAGGAAGAAAAGCGAGUGAAGAGAAGAAUUGUUUUAGUUCCAGUUCCAGCGCAAGGUCAUGUCACUCCUAUUAUGCAACUCGGGAAAGCUCUUCACUCCAAAGGCUUCUCCAUCACUGUUGUUCAGACACAGUACAAUCGAGUUACCUCUUCCAAAGACUUCUCUGAUUUUCACUUUCUCACCAUCCCAGGCAGUUUAACCGAGUCUGAUCUCAAAAACCUCGGUCCACUCCAGUUUUUGAUGAAGCUCAAUCAAAUCUGCGAGGCGACUUUUAAGCAAUGUUUAGGUCAACUGCUGAAGGAACAAGGUGACCAUGAUGAGGUUGUUUGCGUUGUCUAUGAUGAGUACAUGCAUUUCUCGAAAGCUGCAGCUAUUGAGUUUCAAAUUCCGAGUGUUGUCUUCAGUACUACAAGUGCUACUGCCUUUCUCUGCCGCUCUGUUUUAGCCAAAGUCAACGCAGAGAAGUUCUUGAUCGACAUGAAAGAUGUUGAAAUGCAAGACAAGUUGUUUCCAGGGUUGCAUCCUCUAAGGUACAAGGAUCUACCAACUUCAGCAUUUGGGCCAAUAGAGAGUAUGCUCAGGGUUUACAGUGAAACCGUUAACACUGGAACAGCUUCCGCUGUUAUCAUCAACUCAGCGAGCUGUCUAGAGAGCUUGUCUUUGGCACGGUUGCAACAAGAACUACAAGUUCCGGUAUAUCCCAUUGGUCCGCUUCACAUUGCAGCUUCUGCACCAUCUAGUCUGCUAGAAGAGGACAGAAGCUGCAUCGAGUGGUUGAACAUGCAGAAACCAAGAUCAGUUAUAUACAUAAGCUUGGGAAGCUUAGCUCUAAUGGAAACCAAAGACGCCUUGGAGAUGGCUUGGGGGUUGAGUAAUAGCAACCAACCUUUCUUGUGGGUGAUCAGACCCGGUUCCAUUCCUCCCUCGGAGUGGACAGAGUCCUUACCGGAGGAGUUCAGCAAGUUGGUUUCAGAGAGAGGUUACAUUGUGAAAUGGGCGCCGCAGAUGGAAGUUCUCAGACAUCCUGCUGUAGGAGGGUUUUGGAGUCACUGUGGAUGGAACUCGACGCUAGAGAGCAUUGGGGAAGGUGUUCCAAUGAUCUGUAGGCCUUUUACAGGUGACCAGAAAGUGAAUGCGAGGUACUUAGAGAGUACUUGGAGAAAUGGGAUUCAGAUGGAGGGAGAGCUGGAGAAAGAAGCUGUGGAGAGAGCUGUGAAGAGGUUGCUUGUGGAUGAAGUAGGAGCAGAGAUGAGGAAGAGUGUUGUUGAUUUGAAAGAGAAGUUGGAAGCCUCUGUUAAAAGUGGAGGUUCCUCAUGCAGCUCAUUAGACAACUUUGUUAAUUCCUUGAAAACGAAGAAUUUCAUGCAGCAAUGAGAUAAUUUAUGUUCAUAGUCAGAAGUGUAUCAGAAGAGGUUCAUUUAGCAUUAUGUAUCAAAUGGCAUAAAGAAAAAAAAGAGAGGACGUUAUUUUAUUUGAAGUGUAAUGAUUUGUCAGUUAUCAGUAAAUAAAAGAGUUGAAAGGCU